CACAGACAGACCCACUGCACUUGCCGAUUCAAUCCACCCAUCCAUUCAGCUCCACACACCUCACCACAUCCCACGCCACCACGAGCGGUCGACCUGCAAGCGGCUCCACGGCAGCUGCACCGGCACUGUCUCGCCCCACCGUGCCGCCUCCUCUCUGACCGCCAUCUCCACCACCUCCUUCAGCCUCAUCCGCGCACCAAAGCCGCUCUUCACCCGCGGCGCCUCCUCCCUCAUAGCGCCCCACAUCCCCAGCGAUGUGAGCGUGAAACGAGUCGACAAGACAUUGACGCGCGCGCCGGGCUCCGCUCUCAGCGUCAUGGCGAUGGCUUCCUCGACGAACAGCUUCAUGACGCGUUCGAUACGCUGUCGGAGAGUGGCGGGCAGGCGGAGUGGGAUGGGGCUGCACGCGUAGCGGGCGAUCUCGGCGAUGAGGCCGGGCACUUGAAGCAUUUGGAAAAAUCCGCCCCUGCUCACCGCCCGCAGGGACCGAAGCGGCCGCAUGGAGCGGUUGAUGCAGCGCAUGAUGAGGUCGGGGAGGUCCUGGCGGAUGUAGUCCAGGUGGGCUUCCACGGCACGCUGCAUCCAGCCAUCCCGCCCCAUCCAGCUGCCGUAGGGCACCCGCGCCAUUCGCAGGUCCACCCCGUUCUUGAGCAGCCCGCGGAGCAGCCCAUCGGCGUUGGCUAGGCUGGCGAGCUGCAGGGGCGUGGCUCCCGUCGUGUCGGUUGUGUUGAGGGUAGAGGUGGAGCCCCUCCUCACCAGCAGGUCGAUGAGCACCUCCUGGGUCGCGUUGGUCCUCAGCGGGUAAAGGCAGAAUUCGUGGAUGGGCAGCCGACGAUUGGCGUCACGCUGGCGGAGCUGGUCGGGCCCCAGCUCGACCAGGCGGCUCACCAUUGACAGCUUGACGAUGGAAUGCAUGCCGGGGUUGUGCCGCUCUACAUCGAAGAGCAGCUUCAGCUGUGCCAGCUCCGACGAAGGGUCGUCGACGCUGCUGUCCAUGAUGUAGUUGAGCAUGAUGUGGGCAAUGUCGUAUUUGCCGCAGAUGAUGGCAUCCCUCAAGGGGCAGGGGUCGCCCCUGAGCGCCUCUUCAGACCCCAUUCUCGCUAGGAGUGCGUGGACGAUAGCCGGGGCGUCCGCCAGCGAGGACCGCGUGACCACGUUGAUCAGCCUCAUGCGGCGACCGAGAAAGAACAAGGGCUCCGAAGGGUC
Molecule: messenger RNA, 1206 nt
Organism: Vitrella brassicaformis
Lineage: Eukaryota; Vitrellaceae
Source: the annotation of a GenBank genome assembly